GGAGGGUGCGAAUUAACAACAGACCAGCGUCAUCAUAUUUAAGAUAUCCAAUUAAUAAAGAUAUCCGUUGUAACAAUGUCCUAAACGGUAAUGUCUAGUUAAAGCCGAACUCGAGACUCAGUGCUUUUGGGCAACUUUAAGCAUUGGCUUAAAAUGACAGCUAACAGUGUGGAUCAAGUCGCUGAGUCGCUCACUGAUUUCAUCCGCUCCAUUACAACGGAUGCUUGUCCUAUGGAUGACAUCCCUACAGACAUACCGAGCGGCUUUCCUCAUGUAGACCUGGGAAGCGAGGCAUCAGGAGGUGGCCUGGGCGUGGACAGUGUGUCUAAGGAAAAACGCGUUGCUGACUUUUUAGACCCGAACAGCACGGAGAGUUCUCCUCUCGCCUACACGGGCAAGAUUUCCAUCGGCGCUCAGGGCGCACACAGCAGUUGGAACCCAGACAGUUUGAUCAACUUUGUUUGCGCAGAAGUACAAAGCGCGACACCUGCCCUCACCCCUUUCCCCACCUCCUCUCCCGGACCCACAGACCUCUCAGGGGCUUCAGCUUGUGCCAAAGGUCACGAGAAGGAUAUGGAGCACAUGUACACAUCAGCACCUCCUUACACCUGUAGUGCGGAUGGCUACCAGGAUCCCUCGACUUACCUGUCAACCAGCUCGUGCCCGAUAACUUACCCGCCAGCUUCUUACACAUCCCCGAAGUCCACCAUAGACGGUGCGCUUUUCUCCAUCCUUCCAGAUUACGGAGGUUUUUACCAGAGCAGCAGCCAAAGAGAUGCGCCAGUCUUCCAGGACCGAAAACCGUUCUCCUGCUCUCUGGACUCCGUCAGAGUUCCUCCGCCUCUCACUCCGCUAAACAUGAUCAGAAAUUUUACUCUUUCGUGUCCCGUGGACGGAUUGAGGCCACCCACGGACUCCAACCCUCAGAGUGUGCCGCUAAGACCAAUUCUGCGCCCGAGGAAGUACCCGACCCGGCCGUGUAAGACCCCGGUCCAUGAGCGGCCGUACCCGUGUCCAGCGGAGGGCUGCGACCGCAGGUUCUCCCGCUCCGACGAGCUCACGCGUCACGUGCGCAUCCACACCGGCCACAAGCCGUUCCAGUGCCGCAUCUGCAUGCGCAGCUUUAGUCGCAGCGACCACCUAACCACGCACAUCCGCACACACACGGGGGAGAAGCCCUUCUCCUGCGACGUCUGUGGCCGGAAGUUUGCCAGGAGCGACGAACGAAGGAGGCACGCGAAAAUCCACCAGAGACAGAGAGAGAAGAAGGCGAGCGCUCCUUCUGCCCAGACAUCAGGCUCUCAGGGCGCCAUGUGAAAACUAAACGGCCUCAUGAACCCUGACCACAAGCUGGACAGAGGAUCUUGUUUAACACCUGUCAGCCCGAGACGUCAUAUUGUUUAAUGGGAUGUGUCCCAAACCGUACUAACUUAUUUAACCAGGACACGCAGAGCUCUUCAGGGGUUUGUGCCCAGAGCAGAACAAUAAGGCAUCCACACGUUUCCAACCCUCGGUCUUGGAGUACACCCUGUCCUGCAUAUUUAAUGUCUUUCCUGCUCGAAAUAAACUAUAAUUCAUAUUUUAAAAUAUUGAUAGGAAAUUGGUGUAUUAGAGCAGAGAAGACACUACGAUGUUUAAGACGGGGGCACUCCAGGAAUUCGGCUGGGAAUCCGUGGCAGGCCAAUCUUUUUUAUCGUGUGCAGAGUCUUUAGGGUAUAGUGAAAAGUUUGAUCUAACCAAUCAAGGUCCCUGGAAACCAAGGUCUCAAAUGUUAGGAUGGAAGAGUAUCAUUUGAGUAAGUUUGUUAUUGAUUGAAAUUCAUAACAGAAGCAUUGGCGCUUGUUUGCCAACUUUGCUGUUUAACCGUUAUUCACUUCAUAGGCCAUUUUUCAGCAGAAGUUGUUUACAUCUGCCUCUUGGAGAAACGAAGAAAAGAAGGA
Messenger RNA from Clarias gariepinus (North African catfish), 1940 nucleotides. RefSeq names its product early growth response 2a (gene egr2a). Gene Ontology annotation, molecular function: DNA-binding transcription factor activity, RNA polymerase II-specific; RNA polymerase II cis-regulatory region sequence-specific DNA binding. The record is from RefSeq and is a predicted model, not a curated record. Lineage: Eukaryota; Metazoa; Chordata; Actinopteri; Siluriformes; Clariidae. Gene Ontology annotation, biological process: regulation of transcription by RNA polymerase II. Bases 154 to 1317 code for a protein of 387 amino acids. The transcript is spliced from 2 exons.